Macrobrachium nipponense is the source of this 1332-nucleotide messenger RNA. RefSeq lists its product as uncharacterized. Bases 1 to 660 code for a protein of 219 amino acids. The record is from RefSeq and is a predicted model, not a curated record. Lineage: Eukaryota; Metazoa; Arthropoda; Malacostraca; Decapoda; Palaemonidae. The transcript is spliced from 3 exons.
AUGGACAGUACCGAGGGGUCUCUCUCAGAGGCAGAAGCGCCCCCAUCUAAGAGACCUCGCAAAUCGUCUUGCGAUGCACAAACAAAUGCUAGAACAGAAACACAGAAACAAAAAGACUUUGAUAGUACAAAAACAGUGUCUUCUCCUGUACCGAAGGAGAGUGGAGUCACCCAGCAGAAAGUUACCAAUGGCAUAUCUCCCUUAACUCUACCUCUCCAUGCAGCCACACCUCUCGUAGAUCUUCCCUCCAUUGAUAGCAAUAAAUCGUAUAAAAAAGAAGACCCACCAAAUUGCACUUCUGAAAGUAGUAACGACAGCACUGAUAAGAGUAAAAAGAAGGUAGUUAAUGGCGACUCAAGCAUCAAAAAUGAAAAUACUAGUGACUUUUUUAAAGAUGAGGAAUUUUAUGACGAUGACAGCUCUGAUCCACCCGAAAAUGGAGAUUCUGAUAUGCUCAAGACCUCUCUGCCAUUAGCGUUGGGGAAAUCAGGAGUGAUUCUACCCGAAGGAUUGUUGGAGUCAUGUGUGCCAGUAGGGAUGACGUCAGCAAUGGGGCCAAUUAACUAUGCAACUCUUGUAGCCUCUGAAGGUAUCCUUCCUUCUGUCACAACAACUCAAGGUUCUACUGUCUUGAUAGCUCCAAAAGGUGUGAUUUAUUAACCUACCAGCCUGGAAUUUUGAUAAAGUCACAUUUUUGCUUGAUAAGAAAAAGACUUUAGCUGUUUGUGCUGCUGAAUUUAGUACAGUACAGUACUAUAUCAGAACUCUUUAUUUAAUUUUCCAUUAUAAUGUGCUGCUGAAUUUAGUACAGUACAGUAUUAUAUCAGAACUCUAUUUAAUUUUCCAUUAUAAUUUGAUACAUGGUUACUGGGUAAUAAUUUCAUAUCAGCAAUCUUGAUGGAUUAUUUAGUACAUGAAUAGAUUAGUUCAUCACAACCUGUUCUCUCAUAUCUGGCCUUUUUGUGUUUUUUUUGAAAUCCCAAACAUUGCGCUUUCCGUAAACAAGGCGCAUGUAGCCUUAGAACCUGUUAAUUAUCUGCUUCACUGUUCUUGCACCUGGAUUGCAGGUAACAGCUCUAGUUAUCUGGAUUUGUUCUCCAAAGCAGGAUCUAUGAAUGAUUUCUAUACUUCAUCAUCUACUUAUCUAGUGCAAGUUUCGUGGUGAGGGAAGCUUAUUCUAGGCAAAUAUGUUAUUAUUUUUGGAUUUUUUUUAUAUAUAUAUUCUGGCCAACUUUGUCAUAAGGAACAAAUAUGCUGCCACAAAAGAACACUCUCCGUUUGUCCUUAAGGCUUUAAAGACCUGAGGGUCUUUGACUCCUUGUCUAGACUUGU